UUAUCCAUUAUCCUGAGACGGCACGCAUUCCCAAGCAACCGCCUAUUUUGAUUGCUAUAUUUACCUGAAAAUGGCCACCGAUCACCAUUUCAUUUACUUUUCCGGCCAAUCUCAAGCUCAAUCUCAUUUCUCCGGCGGCUUCAGUAAUGGAGAAGGCAAUCAACAGGCAGAGCAUUCUGCUACAUCAUCUCCGGCCUUCAUCUUCGGCUUAUAGCCAUGAAUCUUCGCUCUCUGCAUCGGUUUGUGCAGCUGGGGAUAGUGCGUCGUAUCAAAGAACGUCGGUGUUUGGAGAUGAUGUCGUGAUAGUUGCAGCAUACCGCACCGCCCUUUGCAAAUCGAAGCGUGGCGGCUUCAAGGAUACUUAUCCUGAUGAUCUGCUCGCCCCUGUUUUGAAGGCAUUGAUUGAGAAAACUAAUUUGAAUCCAAGUGAAGUUGGGGACAUUGUUGUUGGUUCUGUGCUUGCACCAGGUUCUCAGAGAGCGAGUGAAUGUAGGAUGGCUACUUUCUAUGCCGGCUUCCCUGAAACUGUGCCUGUUAGAACUGUUAAUAGGCAAUGUUCGUCGGGGCUGCAGGCCGUUGCUGAUGUAGCAGCAGCUAUAAGAGCAGGAUUUUAUGAUAUUGGAAUUGGAGCUGGGUUGGAGUCGAUGACUGUUAAUCCAAUGGCUUGGGAUGGAUCUGUCAACCCUAGAGUGAAGUCAAUGGAAAAUGCACAAAACUGCCUUCUUCCGAUGGGAGUAACCUCAGAAAAUGUUGCCCAGCGUUUUGGGGUGUCAAGGGAGGAGCAAGAUAAGGCUGCUGUUGAGUCUCACAGGAAGGCUGCAGCUGCCACUGCUAGUGGCAAAUUUAAGGAUGAAAUUAUCCCUGUUUCUACCAAGAUUAUUGACCCAAAAACUGGUGAAGAGAGACCCGUUACGAUCUCUGUUGAUGACGGGAUUCGACCGAACACAACUCAAGCAGAUUUGGGGAAGCUAAAGCCUGUGUUUAAGAAAGAUGGAACCACCACUGCUGGCAAUUCUAGUCAGGUGAGUGAUGGUGCUGGAGCUGUUCUCCUUAUGAAGAGAAGUGUUGCAAUGCAAAAAGGACUCCCUAUUCUCGGCGUCUUCAGGACUUUUACUGCUGUGGGUGUGGAUCCUGCUAUCAUGGGUGUUGGCCCGGCUGUUGCAAUUCCAGCGGCUGUCAAGGCUGCUGGGCUUGAACUGAAUGAUAUCGAUCUUUUUGAGAUAAAUGAGGCAUUUGCAUCCCAAUUUGUGUAUUGUCGUAACAAGCUGGGGCUUGAUCCAGAAAAGAUCAAUGUUAAUGGCGGAGCAAUUGCCAUUGGACAUCCACUGGGUACAACAGGCGCUCGCUGCGUUGCUACAUUGUUGCAUGAGAUGAAACGCCGUGGCAAGGACUGUCGUUUUGGAGUGAUAUCAAUGUGCAUAGGCACUGGAAUGGGGGCUGCAGCUGUGUUUGAGAGGGGUGAUUGUGUUGAUGAGCUUUGCAAUGCUAAGAAAGUUGAAGGAAUCAAUCUUCUGUCCAAGGAUGCUCGGUAGAACAAGUUUCAAUACUCAAUAGUGUGAGACAAGGAAAUCAAUAAGGAUACAGUUUUAUGGAGAUUUGAUUAUCUGUUUGCUUCCCACCAUCUUGUUCCAUUUUGGACGCAUCAUUUUAAUUCUGUUGUCUUUUGAUUUGUUUCCAUAAAGGCUUCGAAGUUAGUCCUUUGUUAUUGAGUGUCGUCCGAACUACCUGAUGAUCCUUAAACAAGUAGUCAUUUGGUUUGAAUUCAACAGAUGAAUGGAUAUUUGGAUGUUUAUCAUCGGUAAC
Cucurbita maxima (winter squash) is the source of this 1803-nucleotide messenger RNA. RefSeq names its product 3-ketoacyl-CoA thiolase 2, peroxisomal. The transcript has 14 exons. The coding region runs from base 147 to 1532 and encodes 461 amino acids. Gene Ontology annotation, cellular component: peroxisome. Lineage: Eukaryota; Viridiplantae; Streptophyta; Magnoliopsida; Cucurbitales; Cucurbitaceae. Gene Ontology annotation, molecular function: acetyl-CoA C-acyltransferase activity. The record is from RefSeq and is a predicted model, not a curated record. Gene Ontology annotation, biological process: fatty acid beta-oxidation; phenylacetate catabolic process.